This is a messenger RNA of Cryptomeria japonica (Japanese cedar), 778 nucleotides long. Its product is annotated as non-specific lipid-transfer protein 4. The record is from RefSeq and is a predicted model, not a curated record. Lineage: Eukaryota; Viridiplantae; Streptophyta; Pinopsida; Cupressales; Cupressaceae. Gene Ontology annotation, molecular function: lipid binding. Bases 35 to 376 code for a protein of 113 amino acids. Gene Ontology annotation, cellular component: membrane. Gene Ontology annotation, biological process: lipid transport. The transcript has 2 exons.
AUUACUCUUCCAUUUUUACUGUUUUUCUUUGAAAAUGGCUAAAUCAGUGUUGCUUGUUUUAAUGGUGUUGAUAGCAUUUUAUAGUUGCUCAUGUUCAGCCAUAUCUUGUAGCGGUUUAACUCUGGAUUUGUUCCCAUGUUUACCUUAUUUAAGAGGUCGAGGAGGAGAUCCAAGUUCAAUUUGUUGCAAUGAAAUAAAGCACCUGAAUUCAGCAAUCAGAGGCAAACAAGCAAGACAAGCUGCAUGCAGAUGUAUUUUGCAGCAGGGCAAAUUCUAUCAUAUCAAUUGGAACAAUGCAAAACAACUUCCAGGGUUUUGCAAAGUUAAUCUUCCAGUUCCCGUUUCUCCCAACACAGAUUGCUCACGAGUUUCUUAAAAUUUUAAAAGGGUUUUUGGAGAAUAGAUUUCUUCAACAAUAAAGGUUUUUGCAAAAGAACCAGUGAAGAAUAAGGGUACUUUUGAUAGUAUGAAUUUCUGUAAAAAUGAAAAAAGUUACAGGGGAGGACUCGAGAGUUAAAGGUUCUUUUCAAUAAUAAGUCUUUUUGAAAGACAAGAUUUUAUCAAUGAUAAGAAUUUCUGUUAAAAAAGUUGCAGGAGGAGGACUCAGAGAGUUAAGGUUCUUUUGAAAGACAAGAUUUUAUCAAUGAUCAAGGAAUAAAAGUUUAAAGGUUUUUUUUCUUUUACUGAGUUAUGGCAGUGAUUUUCUGCUGUUGGUGUUUUUGAAUCUCUAUGUUGCUGUUCUACAGCCGUUCUCUGUAAUUCUUAAUCUUAAUUCAAU